Molecule: messenger RNA, 1500 nt
Organism: Telopea speciosissima
Lineage: Eukaryota; Viridiplantae; Streptophyta; Magnoliopsida; Proteales; Proteaceae
Product: pentatricopeptide repeat-containing protein At2g13600-like
Exons: 1
Coding region: 1-1500 (499 amino acids)
Biological process (GO): RNA modification
Cellular component (GO): intracellular membrane-bounded organelle
Molecular function (GO): RNA binding; protein binding
Source: RefSeq, a predicted model, not a curated record
AUGAGGACUCAUGUAGACUCUGGGGCUUGCGCUGAGGCUCUCCACGCUCUCACUCGCCUGCACCAUGCAGGCCUUAAUGCCGUCCACAACUUCACAUUCCCAAUUGCACUUAAAGCUUGUGCUUCUCUCAAAGCCUUGAAACAGGGCCAGCAGAUCCAUGCCCUCGUCCUAAUCCUGGGUUUCCAAUGGAACAUCUACUCAGGCAACGCUCUCAUCUCUAUGUACUAUAGUUGUGGCAAUACUCAAGCAGCAGCUAGAGUGUUCGACCAUAUGCCCCAAAGAAAUACCGUUACUUGGAAUUCUAUAAUGAAUGGCUGCAUCCACAAUGGCCAUGCCCAUGAAUCUUUCUCCUACUUUCGUAGGAUGAUAAUGGCAAAAUCGUUGCUUUCGUCGUCCCUCGAGCAGUGGCCUGACUCGGUCACUAUGUGCACGAUCCUAAACGCUCAUGCCCAUCUUGGACCCGUCGCUCUUCGUAGCGGCUGGGCUGUUCAUGGGUACAUUACUAGACAAGGACAUCGAAUUGUUACGAAACCAGAUACAACGAGACCAUUUGUAAAAAAUGCUCUGAUCCACAUGUAUAUUGAGUCGUUAUGUUUGACAUAUGCAGAAAAAGUUUUCCAAGGGAUGGCUGCAGAAGAGAGGGAUGUGGUUACUUGGACCACAAUGAUUUCUGGGUAUCUGCAUUACAAACUGGAAAGUCGAGCGCUAGCGACAUUCCAAUCCAUGUUGUCGGAACACCAUGGAAAUGCAAGCCUUGAUGCGGUCACUGUGGCUGCGGUAAUUCCGGCUCUUCGGUCUCUUCAGCAGGGGAAAGAGAUCCAUUGUUUUGCAAUCAAGAAUGGUCAUGGCAGGCAUAAUAUGUUUGUUAUCUCGUCUUUGCUUAAAAUGUAUGUUGAAUAUGGCGCCAUUGAGUAUGCCACCAAGAUUUUCCAAAGAAUUAAGGAGAAAAAUGUCGUGGUAUGGACUGCCAUGAUCAUGGGUUAUGCCAAGCAUGGCUUGAGUGAGGACUGCUUGAGACUGUUCGAUGAGAUGCGGCUGCAAGCAGGCGUGAUGCCAAACGAACUAACCUUCAUGGGUGUCCUUACUGCAUGCAGCCAUGCUGGCCUUGUUGAAAAAGCUCAAGAAUGCUUCAAGUGCAUGACCCAAGAGUAUGGGUUGAUGCCUGAUUUGCAUCAUUAUGCAGCCAUGGUUGACGUGCUUGGUCGAGCUGGAAGGCUGAGGGAGGCUCUGGAUCUCAUUGAGGCCAUGCCAAUGGAGCCAAGCUCACCCGUUUGGGGGUCUUUGCUAGCUUAUUGUGGCCUUCACCAAGAUAUGGACUUGGGACAAGAGAUAGCCAAGAUUGUGUUGAGCAUGGAACCAGAUAACCCGGGGAAUUUUGUGCUGCUGUCCAACAUGUUGGCCCAGGAGCAGAGAUGGGAUGAUGCUAGCAUGGUCAGAGAGACCAUGAAAUGCCUUGGGCUGAAGAAGGUGCCUGGUUGCAGUUUGGAACACAACCAUUAA